Messenger RNA from Aedes aegypti (yellow fever mosquito), 3540 nucleotides. RefSeq lists its product as uncharacterized. The record is from RefSeq and is a predicted model, not a curated record. The transcript is spliced from 2 exons. NCBI's taxonomy places the organism in Eukaryota, Metazoa, Arthropoda, Insecta, Diptera, Culicidae. The coding region runs from base 2327 to 3520 and encodes 397 amino acids.
AGUCUUCGCUUGGCAGCAGCACGCGUGACAACGAUUUUCUGCGUUUGCGGUCGCGAAACCCUUUUCACUUUGGUUGGUGCAGACGAAUUUUAUUAUAAGCUGAAUUUUAUCAUCGCUCUGAACGGAAGCAUUGAAGUGUACGAAUUUUGUGUCAGAGUGAUUCCGAACGAUAUACCGGAAGAUUAGGAGGGGUUAGUUGAAACUUAGCGAAGAAUUUUCCAUUCGGCUCCGAAGUGGAUGCUGAAUUGCGUGAGAAUUGUUUUGAAGAUCUGAAAGUCAAGGUGCAGUGACUUGGAAGUUGUGGAACUGGUUAACGAUCGAUUUCGGAGGAGGUUGAACAAGUGUUUUGUGUUUCUGGAAGUUUUUGAAAGAUUGGUUGAUUCAAAGGCUUGGAGUGAUCCAAACAGGAAGUGAGUGAGUUGUGGUGCAAUUCUGGAAGAUGUCCCUCCGGGGACAACGGUACGGGUCUUCACGCGAGUGGGUCACUUUGCCACCGGUGACGGAAAAUCGAGUACAAUUUGUUAUGUAAAUCAGAUGAUUCUCGCUCGCAGUUUGACGAAGAGGACCACGCAGCAGUACGACGGCUCUCCGCGAGAUCACACUUUUACUUUGGCUCACAGCGGUCGAGCAACGAGGACCAAGACCAAGUCGGCGACAUCAACAGCGGCUUCUGUACCGAGAGGAGCUCUCAUUAAAAGCCGAUUGGAUAUUUUGAGAAAUUAGUGUCGGACGGCUCUUAUUUCUGUGUUUUUCGUCUGCGGCGGUGAACUGCGCGGAAAACUUACCGAGUUAUUUUAACUCUUCCUUUUUAUCCACCGCAGUAGACUACAGCUGUUGGGCGGAGGGUAGUUCAUCAAAACUGACGAAGGCCUAUUUCGUUGCGGCGGUCACAAACUCACGGUCAACUGUCGCAAAUGGAAGAUCCCCGCAUCACGUGAGGCACGCUGCAAUACGCUACAAUUUUCGGGGUCCACGUCCAAAAAAACGUUGCAUUCUGUGCGGGUGUACCGAAAUUGUUAUCAGUUAUCGAAGGAUUGUUUCGUGCGGCUUUCCGCAAGACCGGCAUGCCGUUGGUGUUCGCGGAAUUUGAUUAAUUAAACGAAACUCGAGGCGCAGUGGAAGUGAUUUGUGCGCGUCUCUCAUUCUCUUAUCGGCCGAAGUCUCGGCAGCUGUGUAACGCAUAAGUGGUGUGCGAAAUUGCUGUGCAAAUUUUACCGCGAUUGUUUGUUUUUCGCCUUACGUAGAGAGCAACUCGAAAGGAAGAAGAGUUCAUCGAAAAGGGGUUCAACGCCAACAUCGACCGAUCUGCUAAUCAUCAUCCGGACGCGAAAAUAGUGCGGCUGUGGUUGAAGAAGACGCUUUCGUACUUUGUUGCACGAGGCGAGACGAGGCGGUUCUUAUCAGUGGUGGGAAUAGAGCGCACCUUGCACCUCGUGCGCUGCUGAACAGCGUUCGGUGGUUUGCGUAUUUCACGUUCGUCUCGAAUAUGCGUAGAGUGGCGCUCGGGCCGAUCGGAUGGUAGAUAGUAGUGGUACUGUUGGGGCAAAGGCUUAGCAACUUUGUUGCGCGAAGAAACGAAGAGAAACGAUUGCGCUGCGCGAUGAGUGAUGACGAACGAGACUAUCGAGGACAACUUGUCGGUGGCACAAUGAAUGGGCGAUGAUGUGUAGAAGUGUGACGAAGAAAGGUCGCAAGUGCGAACUUUAAACGAAACUCGUGCAGACAGCAGACAACGACGACGACGACACAUCACAUCGGAAUGAAUUCUCGUUUUGAAGUGCUUAUUUCUGUGAGUGAGUGCCCCGAAAUUUCCCGCUAAGAUCUUACUUAAACCAGAAGCAAUUGUACGGUGGAAAACAGGGGAAUAAGAAGAAGAAGAAGCAGAAGAAGGAGGAAAAUCUUAGUUUAGAGGGGCGCUCUAUUUGAAGGAAUGUUGUUGCCUCGUGUCAGUGUCAGAAGGUGAUGGGCAAAGUAGUGCUGCGUCGUACCAAUCGGAAGUGUAGAAUUCGUGUCAGUCGGCUAAAAGUGUGGCGACAGUAGUUUUUUUUUGCGGGUUGGGAGCCGGGAAAGCGGGAGUUGGGGCGACGAGUGGAAUUCUGAGUGAAAGAGAGAGCCAUGGGCGGUCAACGACUGGGGACGUAUCUGCCGUACUAUCGUAAGCGUGAAAACCAAGUGUUCCCCGGUCGACAUCAGCAGUCCGGAUUGAUGAUAACCUGAAAGGCCACCUUGGAGAGGGGGGUGAAACUAGAUUGAAAUUUAUUAGUUUUGCGGAGAAGACCGAUUUGUUAGUUUUCGGGGAUAGGCGUCAACAGGUGUCAAUUUGUUGAUGCUCAGUGGAAGACUUCGACGGAGGGCCCUGGCCCUGCUAGGAGCCCUCCUGCUGGUCAUUCUGAUAUGGCCUCCGUGUUGUGCUACGAUGCCGAAACCACUGCCGGCAGUGCUGCCAACCGUUCCGGAGAUCGACCUUCCCUCGGACCCGGUGCCAGCUGUUUCCAUCGCCAGUCCCCUUCAACACCAGCAGCAGCAGUCGUCGUCAAGUGCCAAUAAAAGCCGCAAAAUGAGCGAACUCAGCCGCUUCAUGAACGUACUUUUGGUGGGGAACUACGAAGACCGAGGCGACGCCGGAGAAAGUGAACAGCAUCCAAGCUCUACGCAAACAGCCGUCGACGACCAAAACCGAACCACGCUAAAUUUACGACGGCCUGAAAAUAACACCGCCGGUUAUUUAAUUGAGCAGUCGAUCGAUAAAAAUAAAUCAAAUGUACAACAAACCGCAGACUAUGCUGCUGCUGCAGUGCAACUGGUAAAGUUAGAUAACGACGAUGACGCUCCAAACGGUAAUCCCGCCGCUGAAUCGAGGAUGCCCGAAGCUCGUUAUCACUCGGAGGCACCACAACAGCAGAUAACGCACAAUCCCACCAUUUACAGCAUUCUGCGCCACAGAAUAGCUCCCCCACUAGCAACGUCAUCGUCAUCGGCGGCGGCGGCAGCAGUUCCCCAAGUUCGCAGCGUCUCCGUCGAAGAACCUGCGAUGCGUAAUGGAAACGAGGUCAUCGACCGCGGCGACGACCAAAACGCCGUCAAUCAAUCAGUAUUCAAUCCCGCCGAAGUGGAUGACCACCGAAGCCGAUCGUGGCCAGUUCUGUCGAGGGUUGGCCGGAGUGCCUCUCCGCCCCAUCACCAUCGGCAUCAGCACUAUCUAACAGGUAAUGGAACCCUAAUGGCACCUGGGACCGGUCGGGGACGGGGGGCAGGACGACAUCAUCAUCAACCACAUCAAAUGCAUCAGCAGCAACAUCAGAAUCAGCAUCGCAAUGGAUCUGCUGGCGGGGGUGGUAGUGGAGGGACGGCGGCCGGGGAUUCGUCCAAUCUAGAGCGCAACGAACGAUCGGCGAAUCUGUCGCACAUUACCGGCGCGAACCGCAAGAUACAGCUCUACAUCAAGAACCGAUACCUGCAGCUGCUAGCCGACGGGACCGUCAAUGGGACGCACGACGAUCAGAGCGAUUUCAGUAAGUAGAACGAUUUGUUUUGAGGUUU